Podospora bellae-mahoneyi is the source of this 6403-nucleotide messenger RNA. RefSeq names its product heterokaryon incompatibility protein (gene VIB1). Gene Ontology annotation, molecular function: DNA-binding transcription factor activity; DNA binding. The transcript has 4 exons. NCBI's taxonomy places the organism in Eukaryota, Fungi, Ascomycota, Sordariomycetes, Sordariales, Podosporaceae. The record is from RefSeq and is a predicted model, not a curated record. Gene Ontology annotation, cellular component: nuclear chromosome. Bases 3184 to 5253 code for a protein of 689 amino acids. Gene Ontology annotation, biological process: positive regulation of transcription by RNA polymerase II; meiotic cell cycle.
CGAAGACCGUUGAACAAGACUUUUGACUGAUCGGGAUCGGGGUUGUUUGUUGUUUGUGAGCAAGUGACAUGUCAAAAAGGUGAGAAGCAGCUACGCGUCGAUACCUAUAUAGUAGACAUACUCACCGGUGACAGGAGAGGAAACUGAGAAGCUGUAGUAAAGGUAGGUAGGUAUAAUUAUGACACUGCCUGAAUACAGAUUGUUCUGUGUAAGACAACAUUGCAGCGAGGAAGGCGCACCCGUUCAACCACCGACUCAACCAUUGGAAGGCAUCACCCACACACCCACACCUUUUUGACCUGUCACCCCUCCACUAUUUCUUUUUUAGAAACACCACUGGGCUUCUCACUCGCUUUCGACAUCCUAUUCCCCAGCCUGCGUGCGAUGCAAUUUAAAAUACAUUAAAUACCACACCUGGGAGAUGCACAUGUGGCUUCGGGAUACCAGCUUACGACCUCCUUACGACGACCUCCAUCAAGAUCAGAUUCUGCUGCUGCCUCUCUGCCAGCUCGAGGACAGCAGGUGGCUUGGAAGCAGUGACUUUCCCCCAUUCGACCAUCUGGCUGGAUAUUGCAGCAGUAGGUGGUGGUCGAGUUCCACCGCACGGAGAUCGAGAUAGCGCGGACGAGCUCGUCUGCCGCCCUCCCUGUCACGACACAUAUGCACGAUACAGCAAGGACUAAGGAGCUGGCCUCCGAGCAUCACUGAGAGGUUGCUGAGCUGUUGCCAAUCCGGCCCACCUGCUCCAAUCAUAGCCAGCCUCCUGUCGGCCAUGCGGUUCUAGCCACGGCUCGCAUUUGAAAUGGCAUGACCGCUCCUCUCCCAUAACUUAUCGCCAUGGCCUUUGCGCCCAAGCCGGGUGCCAGGCACCAAGUUCCCUUUCGGGAAUGUCGUCAAGCGGCGCCGUUUUCCCACCUCCGCAUUUUGCUGCUACUGCUAUGGCGGCUUUCCGGAUGGUCCCUGUGCUGCACUACAACCAGAUCGGGCCAUGCGGCAUGGCCGGGGUUACCCAGUCGUCUGCUCCUAGACUCGAGUGCACCUCCUGACAAGAAGAGAGAGGCCAUCACGAAGAAAUUAUAUCACUGAUCAUGGUCGCCGAACCACCUACCGGAUGGCGGACGAGAAGAAACCCAAGACCCGUAACCUGCAUCUCGCCGCCACACACAAGUCCCCGAAGUGACACCUCCUUUCUGAUAUACCAUCUUGCUGUCGAGUCCUUCGCCGACUAUAUGCCUCGUCCGCUGAUCACUUCUUGUGCGUCCUUCCUGCCCGAGCAGCAGCAGCCAGCCAGAGACACUGCAAUGCAGGCGGUUGCAAAAGAUUCGACGUGCCUCGGUCCACUGCGGGCCCAGGCACUUUGCUCUCCCGCUGCCCAUUGUUGCCCAUCACUCAUCCUCUGCUCAGGACCUCGCGGCCGUCGCGGUCGUGAUCAAAUGACAAAGCGAUGCGAUAUCCACAGCAAGCGUCCGAGGCGGUUUCUUUAUGUUGCUGCUGAUUUCGUUUAAAAUCCUCUGCCAAUUGUGAGGUGUCAAAGGGCGUCCACAACGGUGGCCAAGAGGUAUAAAAGGCCUGAUAUUGCAUCUGUCGUCCCUCUUUUCGGCGGACGGGCAGCGCGCGAGAAUGCAAGCAAGGAGCAGCAGCAGCAACACCCAGCACUGGAGGGGAACUGGGGAGGAGGGGAUGGAGGGGGUGGGCAGGACAGGGCAGGGGUGUGUAAUUGUGUUUUCCAUCUCGAGCCGAGCUGACUGGGGUCCACCGGGGGGCGCUCUGGUUCGCCCUCUCCACCCCGGUCGAGAGCAAUCUCGUGAACCGAGUUUUUUACCCCCCUCCUCGACAAGAGACCAUUCCCUUCUGAAGAAGCAGUAGCAGAAAGGCCCUUCGCCGGCGCGUUUAUUACCCAACGGUCUUCUAGAAAAUUGCGGGUCGCUAGCUGUUCGCCCAGAGUCCUCGGAGGAUUCCUGGCCUAAUCAGAUCCCCCUGUUCGCUCGGCCGACAAGGUCGACAACCGGGGGCCCUCUCCUACCCUGGCCUUGGAUUGGACGGAGGAGGGGCCGAGGGGGUGCUUGCCGUCUUGUCCGCUCCUCCAUCCCCUCUGAUCGUUUGGCUUGGCCAGAUGUGCCCCCCCGUGUAUCCAUUCAGACCCCAUGCGCCAUCCGUCCAAACACCCACCCACAAGUUCUGUGCCCGCGGGUCAUCCCCCGAAAGAGAUAGCCCACAGUUAUUCCGAGAAAAACGUUGUGCGUCAAUGGGUGGUAGGGGGCUGUUGAUAUGUGUAUUUCUCUUCCCGCUCGGCAGACAGGUGGUGCAGGACAAGGGGGGGGGGCAUAUCAAGUAAGUACCUAAGCAGAAUGAUGCACCUCAAGGUCCUCAUACCUCUCUGAUCACUCACUUGCCCUCCUCCUCCUACCGGCCCCGUACCUCCACCCCUCCUUCAAACCUAAGUGGGGACCGCUGGUGGACACAGCAAAGACCGCGUGAAGUUGCUUGUGCGGACCUGUUGACGGCCCCCUGUUUGGGCAGGUGGGCAAGAUUAAGGGAAUCGGAUGUAUGCUCUGUUUUCUCUGCUAUUUCAUCGCAUGUAUAGCAAGCUACACCUCAAGCAGCUAGAAGGCAUAUCAGAGGCUUCAAGGAGGGCGUGGUAAAAUAGCAAAGCCUGUCCUUGAGCUUCUGGGACGGUAUCUUGCCCCAUCUCGACUAGCAGGGGAAUUCGGGCUUGCCUGCCAGAUCGCCCCGUUCCUCACCCUCCUUCCCUGUAUGGUUGGAGCACCUUUUCGCGCGACGGGCCCUGCAAGCGUUGUUAAACAGUUCUCCCUACCAUCCCAUCCUUGAAGGCGCCAGGGUAUGCUUGGCCUCGCCUCUGUCCCUUGUCGCCCCCGGGGCAUUGCCGAAGCCUCUUGUUCUCAUAAAACGGUUCCCCUCCACCUCCUGGCCGUAUUGGCUCGUACAUACAUAUACAUACACGCUGCCCUGCAACCUUGCUGUGGGCUGUCAUCCCAUCCUUUACCACCACUUUGUUGUUGAUCAUCCACCGACAUCCCCAUCGGCAUCAUUGCAAGAAGGACCUGUGAAGCGGGACUUGACUCUACGAGGCAGGUGUUGUUCUUCUCUUUGUCUGUUUGGUAAUCUGGGUGGGGGCUGCUGCGGAGAACUCUGGGCUGCAUCUAGGGGAACAGGCAGAUUCCCAUGUCAGCCACGGCGACAUACACGAUGGCAGAGCUGAGGGCUGAGACUCAACACGGUAGCCUCUGGUCCAACUAUGGAAAUCCCGUUCAGAUGACGGGCAGAUUCAAUCCUCAAGAUCCAUCCGUACCGCCACCAGCACCAUCGCAUCUUGUGCGUCCUAGAAGUCGCCAGCACACCAUGGACUACCCGCAAUAUCACCACCCCCGGCCCGGCCAGGAAGAGGGCGACGGAUACGACCGGUACCCGCACCCAUCUCUGAUGAACAUCCCCAGCAUCAACAGCCUCAAAAGGCCAUACUCCCAGGUUGACCAGGCGCCCUAUACCGAGAUGGUCCAGGACCUGCGGGAGGACUACAAGCCCUCCAACCACGACCAGAAACUUUUGUCGUUCAAGAAAGUGGGGGACAAGCACACCAUCGUCGACGCGAAGGGACGGAUGCACGAAAUGGAGAUUGACGCCCAGCUCCACGGCAUGUUCUUCCUGUCCGAAUUUCCCUCGGCUGCGGGUGACGGCAACGUGUUGAACGCCGAGUUGACGUGCUAUCGGCGCAACUUGUUCCAGAUCAGCGGCAGCCUUUGCUUCCCACAGGUCCCAUUAUCGGUGCUUUUGGAGUCUGGCGAGACCAGCCAGAUCAAGAAUAUGGAAGUCAGCAUUUCCGCCAUCGAGUCUGUCGAUGGACACCCAGUCCGGUUGAUCGUGAUCCCAUGGAAGACACCGCCACCAAACUCGCCUGAGGUAAACCAGGCCCCAGACCAGGAGCCGCCCAAUCUUCCCUUGAUUCCAUGGGCGGAGGACGAGGAUGACACAAGUGGCGAACACUACGCUAUCUACCCGAUCGGAUGGCGCCGUCUCCAGUUCAGAAUAGCCACGGCGAACAACGGCCGACGGAAGGAGCUGCAACAGCAUUUCGUGUUGCACCUCAAGCUUCACGGAACUUUGGCAAACGGGCAAAAGCUCGUCCUCUCCGAGCUGACAACGGCACCCAUUGUGGUGAGAGGCAGAAGUCCGCGCAACUUCCAGGCCAGAAAGGAGAUUCCUUUGUUGGGAUCUAGUGCCGGCUCGCGGGGCCAGACUCUUGUUGAGACUGGCCAGGGAAUCGUCGCCCAGGCGGUUGUUCUCAACAAGCCGCCACACGAUGCCAGACCUCGCAUCUCGAGCUUGGACGGACACGUUCCCAGGGGAGCCUUUACCUUUACUGCUCCGAAGCAAAUGCCGCAGAGCCCGAUGCAGAUGCGGUCAAACUCUUAUCCCACCACAUGGAAUCCUUCGAGCCAGGUGUCGAUGCCACACAACCCAGGUUCAGCGACAUACCCUACCGCGACAAUGCCAUCCGAGCCCUACCCGAAGCUGCCGCUUUCUGGCGCGCCUAGCUACACAGCUGAGCCUCAGGAGAUACCCAUCCAGCAGACAUCGAUGCCAUCCGUUCAGCUCUCCCUUGUCUCGCAAGAUCAACAGCCACCACCGAUCCGAACUCAGUUCGCUACCUACGUGCAAGCAACCUCCGCGCCACCACAUUUGUCCCUGUCGACGACCGCCGAUAACUCGCUCAACGUGCCCCGAUAUGUCGACAGCAACCCCCGGCCAUCAAAGUCGCCGCGUCAUGCGAGCCACCAGUCGGUAACCUCUUCCAUUUCAAACGAUACAGCCCCAGGAGAGUACCGUUACGGCCCCCCUCAAUCAGCCUACGCGGCGAACGACAUGAGCCCACAGUCACAGCACCCAUCAAGUGCUCAGGGUGGACCUUCUCAAUACGGAGCGCCAUCGCAAGAGAACAACACUUCAGCGCCUUCGUCGGCCACAGCUCCCAACGCACCGCCGCCCAGAGACUAUUUCCCCUCUUCGCAGAGCUGGACCACCACGGCGGGCGAACCUUCAGCAUCAAGCGUCUCAUACAACAAUGGUAGUUCCGACAGGCCCUACGCGUUCCCGAGCGUGAAGCCCGAGUCGCAUCAGCACGGCCACCAGCAACAGCAACACCCUCACCCCCCUCCACCCCCAGGCUCUCAUUCUUCCGGGGCCCCCGGAGGCGUUUACGGCGGGGUUGGACAUUAUGCCUGGAAUGCCACUUGAAGAUAACUACGGUUCAAGGAACCAUAAUUAACUAUCGACGGGGCUCGAGGCGCUAGACAUGUACAUUAGACGCCACACCACACCUACGCUCCUUUCACUACCCACUUCGAGUCACUCAGGACGUAUCCAAUCACCAUUUCAGGAAAAUCUCUUGAUUGAGGAGGACAGAGCACAUGGGAACAACAGCAUCCGCGAAAAAUGAGAUCUCAACAACUCACCCGGACUGGAUCGUGAUACCUUUGCAAUUAUUCACGAAUAAUGCUGUCAGGCUCAUCAAAAAGGGGAAGGGGGGAGCAUUUCGUAUUUUUGGCAAUGGUUUGGGGUUCUGGUUUGGCAAAAUUUGGUUCGCAUUUCACAAACAACACCGGCCUUUGGUGGGUGGGGGGUGUAUUGUUAUUUAUUUUGCUGUUUUCUUUCUGGCUUUGCUUUGCUCUUUUCUUGACCGGAUAUCCCCUCUGUUGUUCUUGUUGUUUUGUUUUGGACUUGGUUUGCAAUCGCACACAUCAUUUUUUUGGACCGCAUUUUACCCUCUCAUAUAUUUUGUCAUUGUGUUUUUUUUUAUGUUAGGAUCGAUACCACACCCCUUUUUUUUUAACUUCUAUCAUCAUUUUGCUAUAUUAUCUAUCUUUUACUACACAACCCCUCUAUUUCGUUCGUUGCGAAGGCGGAUGUUUCGAACGAGGACCAAUCACCACUACAUAUCAGACGCACAAAUGUCUAUCUCGUUAUUCUGGUCCGCUGUUCUGUCCGCCCUCCUCACGGUUUAUUAUCUAUACGCUUCCCAAAAGAAGGGCGAUGACAGUUGGGAGGUGGAAAGGGGGAAAGCACUCUCAGCUUCCGAGGAAGCUGUCGGGCUUGCUCAAAACUCACUUGUACAUAAACAUAUAUAUAUGGAUCAGGCAAGUCCGAGAAGAAAACACGUACUACUCGAGGGCGACAACAACAAGCCGGCCGCCGCGUGCGCGAAUUCGCAGAGAAAUAUAUUACCAAAAUUUUGGAUCAAUUGUUUUGUUUAUUAUGGGGAGGUGCUUGAUGUUGUUGCAUGAAUGAGCGACUUUGAAACAGGAAAUACUCCGUACUGGAGCCGCAUAGUUGCCCAAUUAAGACCAAACAUUGGGAAACAUUGGGAGACAAAAAAUAGCAACACGGC